This is a messenger RNA of Belonocnema kinseyi, 5454 nucleotides long. It is a transcript of the gene Sarm, whose product is annotated as sterile alpha and TIR motif-containing protein 1. Gene Ontology annotation, cellular component: dendrite. Gene Ontology annotation, biological process: signal transduction; response to axon injury; negative regulation of MyD88-independent toll-like receptor signaling pathway. Bases 167 to 4846 code for a protein of 1559 amino acids. NCBI's taxonomy places the organism in Eukaryota, Metazoa, Arthropoda, Insecta, Hymenoptera, Cynipidae. Gene Ontology annotation, molecular function: signaling adaptor activity; NAD+ nucleosidase activity; protein binding. The transcript has 11 exons. The record is from RefSeq and is a predicted model, not a curated record.
GCGAUCGAAGACGGCAUACAAGGUCGUGCACAAAUUCUACUCUCGUUUCUCGCCGCACGUUAGCCGUUUAUUCGCGUAUGUUUUGUGAGUUAUUAGUGUGCUUUUUAGCUUCAUUCCUCUGCAAGUGCAUUUCUGCAGACUUAAUUUCUUGCAAUAAAAAUACAAAAUGGAUCCGGACGAGCCCAAGAAGAAGCGUUUGAAGAAGCUCAUGAAGACUUCGUUGUCACACAUAUUUGACAUCAGAAAAGACCAGUGGAACACUGAUAAAUAUGCAGUUUGUAAAUUGUGCGAGGAUCACCGAGCUAUUAAAAUGACAAACUCAAAUACGACUGGACUUCACAGACAUUUAAAGUCGUUUCAUGAGAAAAUUUACCAAGGAAUACUCGCUGAAUGUGAGGAAGAGAUUGAUCCACUUUCAUUGGACGAUUUAUUGGAACGAAGAAGAAAGGUUAAAACAACGUCGAAGGCCAUGCUUAUGAAUAUUUUUGAAUUUAGAAGAAAUGAAUCUACUAAUGAGAAGUACGCAGUUUGCAAAUUAUGCCCAGAUCAUCGGGUUAUCAAGAUGGCUAACUCUAAUACAACAGGAAUACACAGACAUGUUAUCAGAUUUCACGAACAGUUUUGCGACGGAUUACAGGAUGAAUCUUAUGGCUCGUCUUAUGAAGAGAUGUCGGAUUUCCCGGCGGAUGGGGGCGAAAAUGGGGAUAUGCAUGCCGUAAUGGAGAAUUUCCAAAAGAAUAAAAACUUGGUGGGAGGAAGGUCACACGUAACUCAUUCACAUCAUCCGGUCACAACAUCACAGAUGCUGACAAAUCAGAGCCAGACCAGUAGUACAAGCACCACCACCAGCAGCUCGAGUAGGUUGGCCCAGAGGAUCCUAACCUCCUCGAAAGAGGUGAAAACAAACUCCAUGAAGAGCAAUCUCACCGAACUAAAAAGGGGAAUCACCGAAAUGAAGAACAUGUCUACCAACUUUUCCCUUUCGGCCAACAGGCUGCGAAGCAGUAUGGAAAACCUUGUAGACAGGGAUACAUCUGGGGCCGAAGAAGGCGACCUCACAGAACCUCUCGUCACAUUUCCAGACCCUGACACCCCACCACCUGUCUCGGGAACUGUUUCGUUGACAGGCUCACCCUCACAACUGACCUCCCUAAAUAAUCUUCACAACAUGAGUCCACCAUUAAGCAUCAAUAAUAUGUCCAGUCUACCACCUGGUCAAGAAACUAUGAAGUUUGAACAGAAAAAAAUGACCAGUGCUUCCAAAACAAAGGUCGUCACAGAUGGUUUUAGUGCGGAAAAAGCGAUCGCGAAUAGCGCAGAAAUGAGAGCAGUACAAGCUGGGGAUGUAUCUUACAAAGAACAAAGUGCAGCCAGUGCUGCAAGGGCACGUGUAGAAAUUGAUGGAGUUUCCGCAGAAAAAAGUGUGGCCGCCGCGAGGGAGCAAAGGAGUUUAAAGGCUGGUGAUCUCUCUCAUCAGGAAAGUAACAACAUGGCAGCAUCCACCAUGAAACUGCAAAGCGAUUCCUUCAGUUCAGAAAAGAAAGCCAUGGCUGCUCAACAGCAACGCCAGACCGUAACCUCCACCGGAAUCUUCAAUCACGAAAAACAUAUGGCAGCAAGUUCCCAAUCAAGUAUAACAAUAAACUCCAAGAAUCACUCAUCGAAAUCCUCCAUGAUCAGUGCCGCGAGUGCAGUAAAUCAAAUCAUGAACGGCAUGAGGCCCAACGAUGACGAACUCCUAUCCCUUCCCUUGGAUGACCUCGACCUCCUCUGUUCCAACUCCAACCCCCAGGAUGUAGACCAUGCUAUCAAAAAAUAUUCCAGGUUCCUAGACAGCUUCGUCGAACGGUUGAAAGCCAACGAAGUGAGUAAAAGUGGAAAAGCCCCCUUGCUCUUAAAUCGCGUCAAUGAAAUUAUCAGAAAAGCCUGGGCAGUUCCCACUCAUGGCCACGAAUUAGGCUACACCCUCUGUAACACUCUCAGAACAGGAGGUGGACUCGACAUGUUGAUGUCGAAUUGUGUCGCAAGUGACGAAGCUCUACAAUUUUCCUCAGCUCAGUUAUUAGAACAGUGUCUCACAACCGAAAAUCGAGCUCAUGUUGUUCAAAAUGGUCUCGAAAAAGUGGUGAAUGUAGCCUGUGUUUGUACAAAAAAUGCAAACUCUGUGGACCACUCCAGAGUUGGAACAGGAAUCCUCGAACAUCUUUUCAAACACAGCGAAGGAACUUGUAGCGACGUGGUUAGACUCGGAGGUCUGGAUGCUGUGCUCUUUGAGUGCAGGAAAAAUGAUGUGGAAACCCUGAGGCAUUGUGCAGGAGCAUUGGCAAACUUGUCGCUUUAUGGUGGAGCUGAGAAUCAAGAAGCGAUGAUUAAGAGGAAGGUUCCGAUGUGGCUCUUCCCGCUAGCUUUUCACUAUGACGACAAUAUUAAGUAUUACGCCUGCCUUGCCAUCGCUGUCCUGGUGGCCAACAAGGAAAUCGAGGCAGCUGUCUUAUCAUCCGGAACUCUCGAUCUGGUCGAGCCUUUUGUCACGUCCCACAAUCCCUACGAAUUCGCCAAAUCGAAUCUGGCUCACGCUCAUGGUCAAAGUAAAAACUGGCUCCAGCGUUUAGUCCCUGUUUUGAGUUCGAAACGGGAGGAGGCUAGGAAUCUCGCAGCUUUCCACUUCUGCAUGGAGGCUGGAAUAAAGAAACAGCAAGGAAACACUGAGAUCUUCAGAGCGAUCGGUGCAAUCGAACCUUUAAAGAAGGUCGCGAGUUGUCCGAAUGCGAUUGCUUCGAAAUAUGCUGCACAAGCCUUAAGGUUGAUUGGCGAGGAAGUUCCUCACAAGUUGAGCCAACAAGUUCCACUUUGGUCAACCAAGGAUGUGAUGGAGUGGGUGAAGCAGAUUGGAUUUGAAGAGUUGGCUUCUAACUUUGUUGAUAGUCGAGUUGAUGGAGAUUUGCUGCUUCAGUUAACCGAGGACAAUUUGAAGGAAGAUAUCGGUUUGAUAAAUGGAAUCAGAAGAAGGAGGUUCACGAGGGAACUUCAGAAUCUGAAGAAGAUGGCUGAUUAUAGUAGUAGAGACACUGGGAAUCUCAACAGCUUUUUGCAGACGAUUGGACAAGAGUUUUCGAUCUAUACUUACAGUAUGCUGAAUGCGGGAGUGGACAAGGAUUCGAUCAAAAAUUUGACUGAUGAUCAGUUGAUAAUUGAGUGCGGAAUCGGAAAUAGUAUACACAGGUUGCGGAUAUUGGAUUCGAUUAAGAACAUGCAGCACAAUCAAUUUAGUUCCUGUGAGAGCGAGAGUCCGGACAAGUCCUUGGACGUCUUUGUUAGUUAUCGAAGAUCGAAUGGGUCGCAGUUGGCGAGUCUUCUGAAGGUUCAUCUGCAGUUGAGGGGUUUCUCCGUUUUUAUUGAUGUGGAGCGGCUCGAGGCGGGGAAAUUUGACAAUAAUCUUCUCCAGAGCAUCAGACAGGCUAAACACUUUCUUUUGGUUCUUACCCCGGAGGCACUUGAGAGGUGUAUCCAGGACACAGAGUGCAAGGACUGGGUUCACAGGGAAAUUGUGGCUGCCCUGCAAUCACAGUGCAACAUCAUUCCGAUUAUAGACAACUUCCAAUGGCCAGAACCUGAAAAAUUGCCCGAAGAUAUGAGGGCUGUUUGUCAUUUCAAUGGCGUGCGGUGGAUUCACGAUUAUCAAGAUGCUUGCGUAGAUAAAUUAGAGAGGUUUAUGCGAGGUGAAAUCCCUGUUCGGUCUGAAUUGUCCGGUGGCCUGCCAAGGAGUAUAGGUUCGAAAGAUAUGCCAACGCCCGGAACCCCAGGAAGUACAAAUAUGCGGCAUCCACCCAGCUAUCAGCGUAUGCACAGUAAUGAAAGCAGAGGAAGCGAUAAGGAAUCCAGGCUUCGAAAGUCAUCCAGUCCGUCCGGUCGGUUGAUGAGUCUUCCACCAUCCGCUCGAGUCAAGUUUAUUCACACUCAUCCUGGAGGAAAUCCAAUGCCUCGUCGUCCACCACGUCAUCCCUCUUCGCCAUCAAAUCGUUCUCGAUCUCUAGAACUAUUGGAUCCAAACGAGAAAAAGACUGUCUUGUCCAUUGCAGCAGAACCGGUCCCACUUCCAAGACCAAGAUCCAGGAGCCUGGACGGUUUGCUCGACGAGGACGGCAUAAUCACAGAUCUGAAGAACGAGGAAUCAACCACGGACACUUCUUCAAUCGAAAAUGCUUCUAAAAAAUCUCGAUCUCAGAGUCUGAAUGGACUUCCAGAGAGCGUGAAGAAUCAACUAAAUGAUUCCAUCGUACCGAUUGACAAAACCGAUCCGGUGAAAACCGGAAAUUCCGAAACGAACUCGAACAAUUCCGAUCCUCAACCUCUUCCUCGAAACAAAAGAGCACCCAGUGUGGAAAUGAAAGCGGUUCAAACAGAAGUUGCGAAGAUAGCAAAGUUAGAAGAUAUGAGGAUAUCUUCGUCUUCUGAAGAAGGUGGUGAGAAGGAAGAAAAUGUAUUAGAUUCAGACAAAAUCCAACCAGAAAUUAGGAUAAGAUUCGAAGAACCGAAAAGUGAAAGUCAAGAAAGAGAGAGUCAAAGGGAAGAUUUGAAGAAUCUAAAUGAUGAAUCGGAAAAUCAAAAGGACCAAGAUCUGGGCCAAGAAAGGUUGUCAUCGACAGAAAAUGAGAAAUCGACUUUGUUGAAAGCCAAAAGCUGUGGUGCGGGGUUAGAUUCCGACGACAGUUAUUCGUCAGAGUACAAGCCUGUAAUUAAGGGACAGGGCUCCUUAUUGUCGCUGCCUGCUGGAGCAGAGCCGAAAAGAAAGAGAAAUUUUAUGGACAAGUGUGUGAAUAAGGUGCGGUCCUUUAUCAAGAAAUAAUAAUGACUACUGAGAUUGCAAGGAUUCGGUGUGACCUUGAAUUUGUGGUGAUAAAGACUCGUUAUUUAAUUUUUUACCCUACGAUUAGACGACGUUCGCAAUCGAGACAAAUAUUUUAAACUAUAGUUCCGUGAAUAUACGUAACGAAGAAAAAAUUGGAAUCGAGAACCGAUUCAAAAUGCGAAGAAGAAUUCGAUUAUUACUAUCAUCAUUGUGCCUGAUGUAACAAAAUGUCUUCAAACGAAUCUGGAAUCGGAAAAGCCGAAUUAAAUUCCGAACGAGGAUUUCUAUGUAGCCUGCUUUUUCAGGUGUCUUUUUGUAUUUCAUUGUAUCAUAGCUUCAUUUUAGAUUUUAGAUUUAAAUAUCGUCAGGGAUUGUAUCCUUUUGUUAUGGCAUUCUAAGUAUUUUUAUUUUUAUCAUUGUUGAGCGAAAACGAAGAUUUUCAAUGCAGCUAACCCAUCAGUCACUUUUUUCAUUCGUUUAAGUAACCUCUGUUUUAGGUAUCUUAUUUUAUUAUUAUUAUUAUUUAACGGUAUUGUAUUUUCUCAUCGUCGAAGUUUAUGUUCGUAACUAUUUAUCAAACAAUAAACCAAUCAAUGCUUCACAGU